Messenger RNA from Paramecium tetraurelia, 2487 nucleotides. RefSeq lists its product as uncharacterized. Gene Ontology annotation, biological process: potassium ion transport; transmembrane transport. Gene Ontology annotation, cellular component: membrane. The record is from RefSeq and is a predicted model, not a curated record. Gene Ontology annotation, molecular function: voltage-gated potassium channel activity. The transcript is spliced from 3 exons. Lineage: Eukaryota; Ciliophora; Oligohymenophorea; Peniculida; Parameciidae.
AUGAAUUAAUCAUCCAUUAUAUUGGAGGAGAAUAAAUACCAUUCGGCUUAGUAGGAGGAAGAAGAACGGAUGUUGACUGCGAAGGCAUGUGAUUUGAAGAAGGCUUUGAUUUAUCGAAAGUUUCAGCAAAAUGAGAGGAAGGAGGAGUUGGAAGACAUAAAUUAGUUAUUUGAUGAAAGAUAGUUGAAUAUCUUGAAUGACCUUGCGAAUGACAAUGGUAAUUAUGAGGAAUAGAAUCAAAUUGAAACAAUAAAACAGGAAGUCAAUAAGAAAUUGUAAACCGUAAUGGAACAUGGUAUGAAACGACAUUCUCUGUAUGUCAUGAAAAAACCAUUGGAAAAUAAGAGAGUAUUUAAAAUCUAAGUAUUCAAACCUGAAGACAAGUUCAGAAUCUUUUGGGAUCUAUUCACUAUGUUGAUAAUCUUUUUCGCCAUAUUAAUUUUACCUCUCGAUAUCAGUUUUACAAUUGAUUCCCCAUUUUUUGAAUACUUCAACUAUUCCUCAAUUGCAAUAUUCAGUCUGGACAUCCUCAUUAACUUCAACACAUCCUACUAAUAGAAGGGCCAAUACGUAAUUGAUCGUAAACUGAUAGCUAAACACUACUUGAUGGCAUGGUUCUGGAUAGAUUUGAUUUCAACUUUCCCUUUUGAUAUCAUCAUUAAUGCUUCAACACAAGAAAUCAUUCAAUCUGACGAGGUUGACGAAACCUAAACAUAGGAUACGUAAAAUCAACAACAACACUCAGCUUAAUUAGCCAACACCUUGAAAUUGUUGAGAAUUUUGAAAUUUUUUAGAUUUAUCAAAGUAGUCCGAUUACUAAGAGUAUUAAAAUUAAAAAAGAUAUUUUCUAAAUUCGAAGAUUAUGUUGAUUUCUCAAAUUCCAUGAUAUCACUCUAUAAGGUCUUGAAAUUAACCUUCAUAAUGCUCUUUGUAGCCCAUUGGUUGGCAUGCAUUUGGCAUUUCAUAGCUGAUCAGGAAGACUCAUCUGACAGUUACAGUUGGCUUAGAGCAUAAGGUUUACAGGACAGUGAUUGGUAUGUGAAGUAUAUCGCAUCAGUGUAUUGGGCAACAGCAACGAUGACUACAGUGGGUUACGGAGACAUCACUCCAGUGACAUCAGUGGAAAAGAUCUUUGGUAUAGUGGUCAUGUUGUUGGCUUGUUGUAUAUUUGCAUACAUCAUGAACAGCAUUGGUGGGAUAUUUGUAUCCAUGGAUUACAAUGAGAAGUUAAUAAGACAGAAGAUGGGUCAAGCCAAUUAAUUUCUGAAAUCGAAUGACAUACCUAAAGAUCUGUAGGCCAGAGUAAGGAAGUACUUGGAAUACAAGUAUGAGAAGGAAUCCACACAGGUGAAUGAAAAGGAGGCCUUGGAUGUCUUAUCAUACUCUCUGAGAGUAGAAGUGUUGGCUGCAGUCAAUACAGAUUUGAUCAAUAAUUCUAGAGUAUUCAAGUAGAACAAGUUCGAGAAGGAGUUGCUGUUGCAAUUGCCAUUUGAAUUAGAGGAACAGAUCUUUGGUCCUGAGGAAUGUAUAUUUUUGGAGGGAGAUGAUCCUAUAGAGUAGGAGAAUGGAUAAAACAUUGAAGAUAGAUGCCUGUAUUUUCUCAAUAAAGGACAGGUUAUGCUGUGUAUUUAAAAGACCUUUACUUGCUUAAAGACUUUGGAUAAGGGGGCCACGUUUGGGGAACUUGGAUUCUUUAGUAACAAGUCGAGAAGUGCAUCUGCUUAUACGCUUGAUUUUGUCUAUGUGCAAAAGUUGAAGAAGAAGAAAUUCACAGAAAUUUUGAAGAAGUAUUAGACUCAGAAUCAGUUAUUUUAAAUGAAUAAACACAUUAUCGAAUUGGGGGAAGACUAUUCUCCUCUAGGGUUGCCUUGUUUUGGGUGUCAGCAGAUCAACCAUUUCUCAUCCACUUGUCCCAAAUUGCAUUUUAUCACCAAAUAUGAUAGAAAAUAAGAAUUGAUUUAGGAAUUGUAGCAGCAAUAAUAGAAAUUCACGAAGGAAUUUAAGAGACAUGAAAAGAUUAGGUACAAUUCUAGAGGUUGCUUUGGUUUGACGAAUGAAGUUGCUAAAGAAAUCAAGUAGGUCUAUUCUGCCCAGGAAGAAGAGGAUGAGGACAGAUUGGUCAAACUACAACAACGCAACGAAGAAGAACCUACUCAGGAGGGUUUCGAAGUGAUGGAGAAUCAGAAAGAAAUUAAAAGUCAACAUCAGGAUGAAUUUGAGAGAAUGUACAUCAUGACUGCCUUCUUUACUCAAUUCAACAUAGACGAGAUUAUGAAAAAUUACAAUGAACGAGUUGAUGCUAUUCUCAAUUUGCAAUCAUUAGCUUAGGAACGGAACAUCAGAACUCAGUAUCAUUCAGUCAAGUCAAACACGAAGAAAUCUAGGAUAAGAUCGAUGUCUGCUGAGCGUGCUGUAUAUUUUGAAAAGCUAAUUGAAAAAUAUGGAGGGCCAUCUUAAUUUUUAGAAAAACUAAAUUAAGAUAACUGA